GAGUGUGUCAGACUGUACGCGGCUUAAAAUCCACCCUGUUUCAUCUUCUCUUUUCUCAAAUUGGAUCUCGUUUCAUCUCACACUUCUCGCUAAUUGAAAUUCACGCCGCCCUCAACGGCUGCUCCGGCCACCGCCACCCCCUCCUUCUCCCUCUCUUCUACUUAACAGAAACAUGCCUGCCCAGAAGGUUGAAACGGGUCAUCAAGACACAGUCCAUGAUGUUGCAAUGGAUUACUACGGUAAGAGGCUCGCUACAGCCUCAUCUGAUCACACAAUUAAGAUAAUUGGGGUUAGCAACUCGGCCUCUCAGCAUUUAGCAACUUUGGCUGGUCACCAGGGUCCUGUAUGGCAGGUGGUAUGGGCCCACCCAAAAUUCGGCUCUUUACUUGCUUCAUGUUCCUAUGAUGGGCGUGUCAUUAUUUGGAAGGAGGGUAACCCGAAUGAAUGGACUCAAGCUCAUGUCUUCGAUGACCACAAGUCAUCGGUAAAUUCGGUCGCAUGGGCACCUCAUGAGUUGGGUCUGUGUUUGGCUUGUGGUUCAUCUGAUGGUAAUAUAUCUGUUUUUACAGCAAGAGCAGAUGGUGGAUGGGACACCUCGAGGAUUGACCAAGCUCAUCCAGUUGGUGUAACUUCUGUGUCAUGGGCACCGUCAACGGCACCAGGUGCACUUGUUGGUGCCGGGUUGCUUGAUCCUGUACAGAAGCUGUGUUCUGGUGGUUGUGACAAUACUGUGAAGGUAUGGAAGCUCAACAACGGACUUUGGAAGAUGGACUGCUUCCCGGCUCUUCAGAUGCAUACAGAUUGGGUUCGAGAUGUUGCUUGGGCACCUAAUUUGGGACUUCCUAAAUCUACUAUUGCGAGUGCAUCCCAGGAUGGAAAAGUGAUUAUGUGGACUGUGGGCAAGGAGGGAGAUCAGUGGGAAGGCAAGAUCUUGUCCGAUUUUAAGACACCGGUUUGGAGGGUUUCAUGGUCGUUGACUGGAAAUAUUUUGGCUGUGGCUGAUGGUAAUAACAAUGUGACAUUAUGGAAAGAAGCAGUAGAUGGGGAAUGGCAACAGGUGACAACGGUAGAGCCUUAAAAUCAUCAAUAUAGAAUUAUGGAGACUUUUUCAUUUUGGAAUAUCAUUGACAUCUUGUUCCUUUGCAUAUUAUACAGUUAAGUAAUUGUGCUUGAUAAUCCCUUCCUUGAAUUCCAUUUGAUAAUUUGUGCUUGCAAGAA
Molecule: messenger RNA, 1218 nt
Organism: Arachis duranensis
Lineage: Eukaryota; Viridiplantae; Streptophyta; Magnoliopsida; Fabales; Fabaceae
Product: protein transport protein SEC13 homolog B
Exons: 2
Coding region: 173-1078 (301 amino acids)
Biological process (GO): protein import into nucleus; COPII-coated vesicle budding
Cellular component (GO): nuclear pore outer ring; COPII vesicle coat
Molecular function (GO): structural molecule activity; protein binding
Source: RefSeq, a predicted model, not a curated record